Molecule: messenger RNA, 2294 nt
Organism: Argiope bruennichi
Lineage: Eukaryota; Metazoa; Arthropoda; Arachnida; Araneae; Araneidae
Product: zinc finger protein Xfin-like
Exons: 7
Coding region: 87-1874 (595 amino acids)
Biological process (GO): regulation of transcription by RNA polymerase II
Cellular component (GO): nucleus
Molecular function (GO): RNA polymerase II cis-regulatory region sequence-specific DNA binding; DNA-binding transcription factor activity, RNA polymerase II-specific
Source: RefSeq, a predicted model, not a curated record
CAUGAGUGAAAGUACAAUAGAGAGCUCGUGAAAUCAAGCAGCGCAACUUAAAAGUUUUUUGAAGAUUUUUGAAAAGCAAUAUCGAAAUGCAUUUGGAACGAAUUCCAUCGAGUGAUGUAGAAUCGAGAACAUUCGAUUCCGCUUCUUCCUCUCCGAUAUAUACGACAAUGUUCGAAAGCUCCGAACACGACGUUUCCGACUGGUGUGAUAUUUCAGGAAGCGAUGGACUUUCUUUGACCAACAAUUUAGAUGGUCGAAUGUCGACUUUUUCUUACGAUACGAGUUCAUGUGAUGGUGAAAAGAGUCUACCGAGCGACUUAGCAGACAUACCGUUCGGUAAUCUUCUUUCCCCAGCAAUAGACAUUGACUUCAGCAAUCAUCCAUCAUCUUCACCUUUGUAUUACGAUGGCGAAGACAGUGACGAUGGGAGUUUGGAUUCUGUACUAUCUUGUAGUGAUAAUACUGAGUUUUCAUGCUCUCGGCAACAAACUUAUUCAUCAUGUGCCAAGAACAAUAUUCUUGAUGAUUUAUGGAACACUCCCAUGACCAGAAACGACGAUGGGAUCCCACUGAAUAUGACAUGUUUGAACAAAGGGAAUUUCUUCAGAGAUUUCAAAGCCAGUGAUGAAGAUACAGAAAGCCAGUCUCAACCUUUGAACAAAGGUGUUCAAGACCAGUGGCUUGAAAAUUGCAAAUUAUCCGAUUUGAAAAGCUCUGAUGUUUGCGAGCUUUUAGAUUAUGAAGAAAGACUGAAGGAAUAUUAUUAUUCACCAGUUGAUUGUGGGUCUACAUAUCCUGAAUCUACUGAUAUUUCAUCAGAAGUGUUAGAUUUUGCUAGUUAUCGCAAUAAGGAAUCAACAGAUUGCAAUGAAAUCCAUCAUGAACUUUCAGUAUUUGAUGAAAGACAACAACAAGUCCCACCAUCUGUAAACAAAUCAUGUAUGUACGCAUCUAAACAAAAUGAUUUGCUAAGACUCAGUACAAAUACGGUUAUAAAGAGGGAAAAAGACUCAGACAUUGAACCCAGUUCAACUACAAGAACUGCUGAAAUAGAAAGACAGCCAGCCUGGUCUCAACCUAAAUGUCGAAAAUCCAAUAAUUCUGGCUCUUUCAUCUGUUACUGGGUAGACUGCAAGACUGUUUUCCAAAGCCAGAGCAGCCUUGUUCGUCAUAUCGAAAAAUUUCAUGUCGACCAGCGGAAAAGGGAAGACUUUAGCUGCCUUUGGGUUGGAUGUCCAAGGAAACUGAGGCCGUUCAAUGCCAGAUACAAACUACUCAUUCACAUGAGGGUGCAUUCCGGAGAAAAGCCUAACAAGUGCAUGUUUCUUGGUUGUGACAAAGCCUUUUCCCGCUUAGAAAAUCUUAAAAUCCAUUUCCGGUCCCACACGGGGGAGAGACCGUAUCACUGCCAGUACAUCGGCUGCCCAAAGGCUUUCAGCAAUUCUUCAGACAGAGCAAAACAUCAAAGAACACAUCAGGACUCGAAGCCAUAUUACUGUCAAGAGCCCGGGUGCAACAAGCGCUACACAGAUCCUAGUUCUCUGAGGAAGCAUGUGAAGAAUCACGUUCUUCGUAUGGAACAACUCAACAAAAGGGGACGAUCAUCGAAAGCCGCCUUUGCAAUUGGUUCGUAUUUUUCUAAUUCUGUCGAAUGCGGCGAUUUCAACUCUAAAUCCUAUUCAGAAAAUUCUCUAACAGAUACCGAGCAUUCAGGGAGCUUUUCUUCAGACAGCGAAGAAGCCUAUAUUCUUUCUUGGAGCAGCCAGACAUUUGUGAAUGAUGGAGAAUGGAACGAAUUCCUCAUCGAAAAAGAAGAAAACGAUCUAUCCAGUCCACUUUUGACCGAUUCACCCUUCGUGCCGGAUCCAUUCUGAUUCAAGAAUUCGCUGACUUCAAACGAACAGUAUGAUUUCUUGCAGUGAAUAACAGAAGAAAUAAUGUUAUUUCGAGCAAAAGAAGAAAUUGGUUGAUAUAUUCUUUAAUCGCUGGUAUUAAAAAGGAAGGACAUGAUUAAGAAUAAAAUCAAAGAAUACAUAGCUUUAUGAUUCAUAAAGAUAUAUGUGACGGAUUUAUUUUAGAAGGAUUUGUUUGAUAUUCAAGUCUUACAGUCAGUUUAUUUAUUUCCUUUUAUUUUUGAUAAUAUUUUAAAUGUUUUACUUUGUCAAUGCACGAGAAUUGAAUUUAUAUUGUAGUUUUCAAAUAUCUUGAGAAUUUUUUUUUAUUGUAGAUAUUAAGUCAUUUUAAAUAGAUAUUAUGAGAGAUGCUCAGUCAAUAAGAAAAAUUUAAUCCUUGAU